Molecule: messenger RNA, 3060 nt
Organism: Acanthamoeba castellanii str. Neff
Lineage: Eukaryota; Discosea; Longamoebia; Acanthamoebidae
Product: Alphamannosidase 2C1, putative
Exons: 28
Coding region: 1-3060 (1019 amino acids)
Biological process (GO): oligosaccharide catabolic process; mannose metabolic process
Molecular function (GO): carbohydrate binding; alpha-mannosidase activity
Source: RefSeq, a predicted model, not a curated record
AUGCAAACGAGCAGGGAAGGCGGUGGUGGGCUGGUGAUGCAAAAGCACACCGACAUCAGCCUCACGCGCAUCCAGAACUUCAAGACGCGUUUCCUCCAGCCUCGGCUCUACCCCAAGGGGGCGAGCUGCCAACCGACCUGGUUCCGCGUAGUGUUCACCAUCCCAGCCGAGUGGAAGGACCACGAGGUUCACUUCCUGUGGGACUCCAGCUCCGAGGCGCUGCUCUACAUCGACGGCGAGCCGCUGCAGGCGUUCAAUGCCGCCGACGGCGCCGACAAGAAAGCCGAGUUCGUGCUCAGGAAGAAGGGCCAAGUCAAGGUUUUCUUCCACCUCAGCUCCCUCUUCUUCUUCCUCCUCCUCCUCUCCUUCUCACACAGCAUACUUGACUACAAGCUGAUGCUGGGCAAGACCUUCGCGCUCAAGACCUGCAAGCUCGCCCCCUUCGACGUCCGCGCGUGGGACCUCCUCUGGGACCUCGACAUCAUAUCGGACAUGGCCAAGCACGUGGGCGUGGACACAGUUCGCGGCGCGCAGGCCCUCUACGUUGCCAACUUGAUGGUGAACAUCGCCACGGAAGACCCCGAGACCUGGGCGGUCGCGCGGGAGGCCGGUCGGGAGUUCCUCGCCCAGGCCAACGGCGAUUCGGCGUUCGACCUGUACGCCGUCGGACACUGCCACAUCGACACUGCGUGGCUCUGGCCCUACGCGGAAACGCGCCGGAAGACGGCGAGAAGCUGGGUCACCCAGAUGCAAUUCAUGGAGGACUACCCGGAGUACAAGUUCGUACACCACUACUGGGCCGGCCAUCGCAUCUCAGCUGCGGCCAUCAUCAACCCAACUCAACUCAAUGACUACCCGUCCGUGUACGAGCGCCUGAAGGCCAAGGUGGCCUCGGGCCAGUUCCUCCCCGUGGGCGGCACCUGGGUGGAAAUGGAAUCGCUGGUCCGUCAGUUCCUCUUCGGUCAGCAGUACUUCAAGCGCGAAUUCGGCGCCUACUGCACCGAGUUCUGGCUGCCCGGACUCACUCCUGCGGCAAUCGCACGCGCACACAAAGACACGUUUGGCUACGCCUCGCAGCUGCCUCAGAUCAUGAGCCUCGCCGGCAUCAACUCGUUCCUCACUCAAAAGUUGAGCUGGAACCAGAUGAACAAGUUUCCCAACUCCUCCUUCCUGUGGGAAGGCGUCGACGGCACGCGCGUGAUCACCCACUUCCCGGCCGCUGAUACCUACUGCGCCCACGCCAAGGUGGAGGACGUCCUGAAGAGCGCCACCAACUUCAAGGACAAGGGCAGGACCAAUGCGGGCAUGCUGGUCUUCGGCCACGGCGACGGCGGCGGCGGACCCGACCGCGGCAUGCUGGAGCGCCUCCGCCGUCUGAAGAACGUGGACGGUAUGCCGCGCGUGCAGAUCAAGCCUCCGGUCGAUUUCUUCACGCGCAUCGCUGCCGACGCGCACCGCAUGGUCGUCUGGGUCGGCGAGCUGGCCAAGAACAAGCUGCACAACCGCAAGACCGAGUUCCUGCUGCACGACAUCGAGUUCUUGUCCGCCGUCGCGCAAGCCGUCCAAACGGCGGAGGGCCACGCGUACGCCUACCCUGCGGAGAAGCUCGCGGAGCUGUGGAAGCUCGUGCUGCUCAACCAGUUCCACGACGUCAUCCCCGGAUCGAGCAUCAAGGCCGUGUAUGAAGACUCGGACCAGCACUACGCUCACGUCUAUGCCGAGGGCGCGAAGCUGUUGGCUGCCGGACUGGCCCACCUCUUCGGUCCCCCUCUCUCGGCCCACGGAGCUGCGGGUGAGGGGGCGUUGGUGACGGUAAACACCACGAGCUACUGUCGCAAGGAGGUGGUCGAGGUCGACGCCAGCCUGCUGCCGACUGCCGCGCAGGUGGUGGGCGCUAAGGCGCUCGUCGCAGUGACGCUGCCGCCCUACGGCUUCGCCGCGUCCAGCUUCGCCGACCUGGGCGCAAAGGCGAGCGGCGAAGGCGAAGGCGAGCUCUCGCGGGACGGCCUCACGGUGCUCGAGAACUCGUUCGUGCGCGCCGUGUUCGAGCUCUCGGGCGCGCUGGUCUCCUUCUACUACAAGCCGCUCGAGCGCGAGGUCGUGCCCGAGGGCCGUGUGGGCAACAAGCUGGUCCUGUUCGACGACAACCCGCAGUACUGGGACGCCUGGGACGUCGACGUGUACCACCUGGAGAAGCGCUUCGAGGUGGGGCCGGCGGAGUCGAUCACCGUCGUGGAGAAGGGUCCGCUCAGGGCGGCCGUCGAGGUCACCUUCAAGCUGAGCGCCACCAGCACCGUCAGGCAGCGCAUCGUGCUCACCGCCUUCUCCUCGCGCCUCGACUUCCAGACCCACGUGGACUGGCACGAGAAGCACAAGUUCCUCAAGGUGGAGUUCCCGGUCGACGUGCGCAGCUCGCAGGCCACCUACGACACGGCCUUUGCCCACAUCCAGCGGCCCACCCACUUCAACACCACCCAGGAGCUCGCCAAGUUUGAGGUGUGCGGCCACAAGUGGGCGGACCUGUCGGAGUCGGGCUUCGGCGUGGCGGUCCUCAACGACUGCAAGUACGGCUACGCGACCCACGCCAACGCGUUCACCUACGCGCUCCUGCCCCACGCCGACUCGUUCCAGACGGGCGGCGUCAUCGAGGAGGCCUUCAAGCUCAACGCGCCGCUGCUCACGCACGUCAGCGCGGGAGUGACGGCCGUGGCGCCGUCGCUGGCCGCCAGCGCGUCGUCUACGCAGCAGCAGCGGCAGGGCUGUCUGUUCUCGGUAAGCCACCCGUCGGUGGUGCUGGAGACGGUCAAGAAGGCCGAGGAGGCGGGCGCUGCUGGGUCGUCGCUGGUGCUGCGCGCGGUGGAGUCGUGGGGCGGCCGCAGGAAGGUCCGCAUCCACUCCCACCUGCUGCGCCCGGCGCGCGUCACCCGCGUCAACCUGCUCGAGGAGCCCGAGGCGGCGGCGGCGGCCGACGCCGAACCGCUCGAGUGCAAGGAGGAGGGCGUGAUCGAGCUCGUCUUCAAGCCCUUCCAGAUCAUCACCCUCAAGCUCGACCUCCACUAG